AUGCACUUCCUCGCUCUCGCUCUUCCCCUCCUCUCAGUCACCCUCGCCAGCCCCCUCCCCUCGCCCGAGACCGCCGAGCUCGCCGUCCGCCACGCCGCCGCCGCCCUCUCGGCCCGGACCUUCUUCGAGCACGACUGGCGCUGCUCGUCCGACUCGGCCAAGUCGGACUGCAAGUUCCAGGGUGACCAGUACGCGUGCGACUCGUCCUGCAACUGCGUCAGCGCCCCGCAGGACUCGGCCGUCUACUGCCCUCUUCGCGAUCUGAAGAAGAAGGCGUGCGAGCUCAAGAAGGGCUUCACCUUUGACGACGACAGCUGCGCGUGCACCGGCGCCAGCACCAGCACCAGCAGCUGUCCGGACGGCCUCGCCCAGUCGGUCGCGUGCAUCAAGGAGCUCGGGUGGUUCGACUUUGACUCGUGCUCCUGCCAGAAGCAGUCGGUCCCUUCUUACGCACAACCCUCUACCUCUCCCUGCUCGACCACCUCCACCGCGUCCGCUUCCUCUACCACAUCCACCGCAUCGACCACCUCCGCUGCUUCUACCGCCCCCACCACUGCCCCUUCCUCCCCCGCCUACACCUACACAAAGUCGGACCCUACCACCACCGCCAAGGCUACCUGCCCGGACAGCCUCACGCAGUCAAUCGCAUGCGUCAAGCAGUUCGGCUGGUUCGACUUUGAGUCCUGCUCGUGCAAGCAGCUCUCGGUUCCCGUCCCCUCCUACUCGGUUCCCUCCUACUCGAUCCCUUCUUACUCGGUCCCGGCCUACUCGGCCCCUGCCCACCCGGUCUCUUCUUACUCGGCCCCUUCCCCCACCGUAUCCGUUCCCGCCUACACCAAGCCCGAGCCUAGCCCCUCUUCCUACUCGACUACCUCCACCGCUAGCUCCUCCUCGGUCGCCUACUCGGCCGUCCCAUCCCCAAAGGCCAGCUGCCCGGACAGCCUAGUCCAAUCGCUCGCUUGCGUCAAACAGCUUGGCUGGUUCGAUUUUGACGCCUGCUCGUGCCAGCACGUCUCGGUCCCUUCCUACUCCAAACCCUCUAUUUCCAUCUCGGUCUCCAUCCCCGCGUACAGCAAGCCCGAACUUACCGUCUCGCCCUCCUCGACCACCUCCCCUGCGGCCCCCUCUGCCACCACCACCGCCAAGGCUACCUGCUCGGACAGCAUCGCCCAGUCGCUCGCCUGCGUGAAGCAGCUCGGUUGGUUCGACUUUGAGUCCUGUUUGUGCCAGAAACUGUCGGUCUCGGUUCCAGUCUACUCCCUCCCCUCCCUCGCCCUCUCGGCUCCCGCCUACUCCAAGCAGCCUGAGCCCACCACAUCUCCCUGCUCUACCACCUCCACCGCCACCUCGUCCGCGAAGACGUCCACCGCAACCACCACCUCAUCGGUCUCCACCGCAGCACCCACGUCUACCUGGUCGGCCAAGCCUCAGCCGACCGACAGCGGCUCGUGCGGAAACUCGUGGCUGGUCAUGCUUUGCAAGCUGAAGGGCAAGGGUUGCAACUCUCAGUGCAACUGCUUCUAA
Molecule: messenger RNA, 1524 nt
Organism: Dioszegia hungarica
Lineage: Eukaryota; Fungi; Basidiomycota; Tremellomycetes; Tremellales; Bulleribasidiaceae
Exons: 2
Coding region: 1-1524 (507 amino acids)
Source: RefSeq, a predicted model, not a curated record